Messenger RNA from Paramecium sonneborni, 1619 nucleotides. NCBI's taxonomy places the organism in Eukaryota, Ciliophora, Oligohymenophorea, Peniculida, Parameciidae. The record is from the annotation of a GenBank genome assembly.
AUGAAUAUAUAAAAUUAAGGUUCUGUAGAGUUAUCAGGAAAUCCAGUUUCAAGGGCAAAUGAAGAUGAAGCAAUAUAAUAUUAGAAAAGACUAUCUGUUAUCAUUUUAAAUCAAAUUGAAAGAAAAAGAACUAAAUAAAAAUCUACAAUUAUAUAAAGUUCAAAACAUGAUGCCUUUGAAGAUAGUAGAGUCACAAGAGUCUAUUUUGAAAGAUACAGAGUUUUAGAAUAAGGCAGAUUAUGGGUUAUUUGUGCUACACUUAUUUUAGUUGUUUUAGAGGUAAAAAUAAUAUCAAAUUUUUUUAGUAUGAAGUUUCUUUUUUGCAUCAAUUAAAUGACACUUAUGAUGAUGAAAUAAAAAUAUUACUCUAUUUAAUUAUGAUCCUAAGUAUAGUUACAAGUAAAUUAACAAAUUUAUUUAGUUAUUAUGACAUUUAUAGCAUAUUUAGCAGAACUUGAAUUUAAAAAACGUUCUCUUUCAAUUCCUAAAGCAUCAAAUAUAUUUUAAACUAAUUUAAUUUUCCUUUUAUCUUUAGAAACUAUCAUAUUAUUACCAUGUCCAACCCCUUUCACUACUGAAUACAAAGUAUUCUUCACCUAAAGAUAUACAAACUAAAUUAGAUUUUAUUUUAUAAAUGAAAUCUUGACUUUUAUUAUGUUAUUUAGAUCCUUAUUGAUACUCAACAUAGCAUUUAAAUUUCAAGAUUUCUAUUCUAAUAGAGUUAAUAGAUUAUGGUAUUUUUAUAAUUAAUAUUUUAAGUCGUAUUUAUUCAGUUGAUUUUGGUCCCCAUUUUAUAUUUAAAGUUGCCAUUAGAGAACAUCCCUAUUAGACUCUUUGUGGACUAUUUUGUAUAGGAUUAUUUAUAUUUUCCUAUUAAUUAGAGAUUUCAGAGAGAUCUUUAUUAAGAACACAAAAAGAAGUUUUAUCAUACAAUUUUAAUAAUUCUUUUUGGGUUUGUAUGAUAACAAUUUUUACAGUCGGUUAUGGUGAUAUAUACCCAUCAACUGAUCUUGGAAGAUUUUCAAUGACUUUAGGUUUAUUUUAUGGUGUAGCAUUAACAUCUUUGUUUACUGCUAUUCUAUAUGCUGAUUUAUAACCUUUCUCUUAAGAAAGACGUUCGAUAACAUUAUUAGAUAAAGCCAAUUUAAAAAUCUCAAUAAAACAAUUUGCUUAAAAGGCUAUGUUAAAUUUAUUUAAACUUCAAUCAUAUCUCUAUAGAUAAAAAAAUAUAAAAAAUAAUCCUGCAAUAAAAGAGAGAGUUUCUAAAAUAAAAAACGUUUCACGAAAAAGCGAGAAUUUAAGAAGGUAAUAUUAUAUAUUUUAUAAAAAUAAGAAUUUAUAGAACAAUUGACACUGAAGAUUUAAUUACAAUAGCUGAAAGAAGAUUUAAAGAAAUGAGUCAUUUUUUCAGUGAGUAUUAUUACAUGCUUGAAUAGAUGUAAUCUUAACAAGAAGUAUUGGAAGAUUUAGAUACUCCAAGAAUUCAUUCAAUUUAAAAAAGUCAUACUGUAACAUCUGCUAGUCGUGAAAUUAGAAGUAAAGACGAUUAAUACUUUGAAGAACUAAUUGAUUCUUAAUCUCUAAAUCAAUAAUUAAUGUAAUUUAAUGAUGAAGAAUGA